This is a messenger RNA of Chiroxiphia lanceolata (lance-tailed manakin), 2184 nucleotides long. It is a transcript of the gene INSM1, whose product is annotated as INSM transcriptional repressor 1. The record is from RefSeq and is a predicted model, not a curated record. Lineage: Eukaryota; Metazoa; Chordata; Aves; Passeriformes; Pipridae. Gene Ontology annotation, biological process: regulation of cell cycle process; neuron differentiation; negative regulation of transcription by RNA polymerase II. Gene Ontology annotation, molecular function: RNA polymerase II cis-regulatory region sequence-specific DNA binding; DNA-binding transcription repressor activity, RNA polymerase II-specific. Gene Ontology annotation, cellular component: nucleus; transcription repressor complex.
AUGGCCCCGACCCGCUUAAAGGCGGCGGCGGCCGCGCCGCGGGCAGAGCGAGGAGUGCGCCGCGGCCGCCGCCGGCCCGGAGCCGGCGCCAAGAUGCCCCGGGGCUUCCUGGUGAAGCGCAGCCGGCGGCCCACCCCCGUGUCCUACCGGGUGCGCUGCUGCCGCGAGGCCGCCGCCGGCCCGCCGCUCCCCGCCGGCGCCGCCCCGCCGCCCGCCUGCCCCGCCGCGCCGCCGCCCCCGCCGCGGGACUCGCCGCCGCCCGUGCCCUUCGGGACGCCCGAUGCCGCCGUGCAGGCGCUGUACAGCCCCACGCGGCCCGUCAGCAGGGACAAGUACCUGGAGCGCGGCUUCAGCCUGGGCUCACCCGUCUCGGCCGAGUCCUUCCCCGCCCCGGCCGUGCCCGGCACCAUGGACCCGCUCCUCUUCGCCCCGGCCGAGCUCAAGCUCUGGGCCGCCGCCGGCCACGUCGAGCCGCCCGCCGCCCACCCCGGCCCCGGCGGAGCCCCCGCGCCGCCCGCCCCGGCCGCGCCGCCCGCCUCGGGCCGCCCGCCGCCCAACAAGCGCCCGCCGGGCGCGGCCGAGCCCGGGCGGCACAAGGCCCCGUCGGGCAAGAAGACGAAGGCGAUCCGCAAGCUGACCUUCGAGGACGAGGUGACCACCUCGCCCGUGCUGGGGCUGCGCAUCAAGGAGGGCCCGGUGGAGGCGCCGGCCAAGGCGCGGGGCGGCUGCGCCCGCCCGCUGGGCGAGUUCAUCUGCCAGCUCUGCAAGGAGGAGUACGGGGACCCCUUCGCGCUGGCGCAGCACCGCUGCUCCCGCAUCGUCCGGGUGGAGUACCGCUGCCCCGAGUGCGACAAGGUCUUCUCCUGCCCCGCCAACCUCGCCUCCCACCGCCGCUGGCACAAGCCGCGCCCGCCCGCCGCCAAGGGUGGCCCCGAGGCGGGCCGGGCACCGGCCGCGGCCCCGGGCCCGGCGGAGGAGCCGCCGAAGGAGGCGAGCGGCGGCAGCGGCAGCGAGCGGGACACGCCGAGCCCUGGCGGAGCCUCGGAGGCGGGCUCCGAGGAGGGGCUCUUCGAGUGCCCCCGCUGCUCCAAGCGGUUCCGCCGGCAAGCCUACCUGCGCAAGCACCUGCUGGGGCACACCGUCCCGGCCCCCGCAUCCGCCCCGGCACCCGCCCCGGCCCCCGCGCCCGCCCCGGAGCCCGCCGCCGAGGAGCCGCCCGCCGCCGAGUGCCGCCUCUGCCCCGUCUGCGGGGAGACCUUCCCCAGCAAGAGCAGCCAGGAGCGGCACCUGCGCCUCCUCCACGCCGCCCAGGUCUUCCCCUGCAAGUACUGCCCGGCCACCUUCUACAGCUCGCCCGGCCUCACCCGGCACAUCAACAAGUGCCACCCCUCGGAGAACCGGCAGGUCAUCCUGCUCCAGGUGCCGCUGCGUCCCGCCUGCUGAGCCGCCCGUGCCUUCCCCGCCGGCCCCGCGCCGCUCCCCCGGGGCCGCCACACGAUUAGCUUUAAUACGGCUUGCGACCUGCUGGAAUCUGGCUUUACACUUACCUUCCCGGGGUCUCUCUCUUCUUUUUUUUCUUUUUUUUUUUUUUUUAAAUUUUUUUUUUAUUUUGUUCCUUCACUCCGGUUUUUAUCGAUGUGAACAGAUCAAACUGCUCGAGAGAAUCGAGCAUUUCCUUUAGUGUAGCCACAAAUGCCUUGACUCUGCUGUUGAUGGUCUCCAGAAAAUGCUGUAGAAACUGCCUUAACUGUGACAUGCCAACUUUCUGUUUCUGUUUGUUUUGCCCUUACUAAGGUAGCUCAUGAGUUGACUAUCUGUAUAUGUUGGUUUGAGUAAUUAUGUUAUUUAUUCGUUAUUUAUUUAUAUUAAUUAUGAAGAUUGAUAUUAUUUGAUUGCAGAUAUUCUAAUGUGCUUUUUUUGUCUCCCCGCCUGCCAUUUCACUGUGCAUUUUAGAAGAUCUUUUUUUCUAAAGGGAUCUGCUAAAAAGGUUUUAACUUUUAUACCUAGAAUAACACAUGAUCUUAACCAUUUUAUCCCGUGCAACCAACAGCUCUUACUUUUAGAUGCAAUCUCUUUUUCUACACACAUUAUUUUCUUAACUGUUAGCUAUUUAUAGAGUGCUUCGAUAGAACUGUUUCAACUGUAUAAUUAUUUACUAUUCAAAUAAAAUAUUUUCAAAUUCAA